Moesziomyces antarcticus is the source of this 6864-nucleotide messenger RNA. RefSeq lists its product as uncharacterized. Gene Ontology annotation, cellular component: mitochondrion. Bases 1 to 6864 code for a protein of 2287 amino acids. Gene Ontology annotation, molecular function: oxidoreductase activity. The record is from RefSeq and is a predicted model, not a curated record. NCBI's taxonomy places the organism in Eukaryota, Fungi, Basidiomycota, Ustilaginomycetes, Ustilaginales, Ustilaginaceae. The transcript has a single exon.
AUGACCAAGCACAGCUUCAUGGACACCAUCCUCAACCGGCCCUCCCAGAGGUACACCGAACCCGUCCCCACCAAACCCUCCCGCCAUGCUGGCCACGCGCCCACAGACCUCCCCAAUGCGCCCAACAAGCCAGACUCCAUCCUCGCCGGCAACAUGUUCAGUGCCAACGGCGCAGGCUCCCUCAGUCGCAACGGCGGCGGCGGCGUCUACAGCCAGGCUCCCUCCGUCAUGUCCGGCAGGAGCAACACAAGCCGAUUCAGCAUGUUCGGUCGCAAAAAGAAUCGCGCCCCUUCCAUCUCGGGCGCCAGCAUCUACCACGACGGCGCUAGCAGCAUCGCUCCUUCCGAAAUCACAACCAGCCCCAGAAAGGGAAGAUGGUGGGAGAGCGGCUCUCGCAACAAGUACUCCUCCAGACCACCCAGCGUCGCCGGCAGCGUCUUCUCCGAACCCGAAGCAUCAGGACCUCCCGGCUUCCCAUACAUUUCGGACUCGCUCAAGGCCUCCGCCCCUCCUCGUGGCGCACGCAGCGACUACGGCGCACCCACAUCCAGCAGGAUUCGCUACUCUUCCCACCCUUCCCAGCCGCCCAUGCCCUCGCUUUCUAGCAAGGCCUCCAUGUCCGCCUUGAAACGACAGUCCGGAGUGGCUCCCUUAGGCCAGCAGCAGCCCAGCCUCAUGCGCCAGGCUUCCGCCACCUCCCUUACCCGCUCCACUGCCUCCCAGCUCGCUUCCACAACCGAUCUCAACCGUCCAGUCAGCCCUGCCGCCUCCAUGGGUCGCUCCCAAUCCACAAGACGCGCUCCUGCUAAUGGUUCCAACGACUGGAACUCCUUCGUCAAGUCCAUGUCUGGCACCGACACCGCAAAGGUGUGGGAAAGCAUGCCCACCCUCGCUCCCAAGCAGCCCCGCAACCCCGAGAAGCGCAGCAGCAUGGUCGCAAGCCGCAUCAAGAAGGAGCUCGAACAGGAUGCACAGUUCCAGCAGGUACAGCGCGAUCCCGGCGUCGUCCAGCAGGACCUCCUCGCGCGCGCGGCAUCCCAGGUCAUCGGCGACAUGCCUCCCACACCCGUCUCGCCCCUCUCGGGGCCACAGGUCGCUGCCGUUCAUCUCCAGCCCGGCCAGAUCGUCGCGCCCAUCUCGCCCGUCUACUCGCCCGUCGCCUCCACCUCCUCGGUCAACGUGGCGCAGCAUCCCGCCUCCAUGUCGCUCCACGCCGCUGCCGUCAUGUCCGACACAGACCUGCCUCCGCAAGCCAUGCUGCCUCCAGGCGUGGUCGCCGCAGCGCCCGCUGCCUUCUCUCCGGCGCAGUCACCGCCGCCUCCUCAGCCCCAGCAAGUAGUGUAUGUCCCUGUUCCGGUCGCACAGCUCCCGCACGCGCAGGCCAACUUCGCAACGGCACCUCAGCAAUACGCUCAACCAGCCACUGCAGCAGUCGCCCAAGCGCCAGCUUUGCCUCCUCAGAGUCCCACGCAGACUUACGCGCCCGUCGCCGUGGCCGCGCCUCGUGCCGCUGUGCAGCCUGCCCCGACGCAGUACGCCGCUCAACCGUCAACCGAGCUAGCGUCCUCCAGCUCCACCCCGCCGCCUAUCGCUGCUGCUGCACCACCCACCACGGCGCAGUACCUCGCAGACCGCAUCCAGGAGCAAGAGGAUGCCGACGAGGUCGAGGCAGUCGCAGAGCAGGCUCCGUCACAGCAGGCCACGCCGGAAGAGACAGAAGAGUCGGAAGAGUCGGACGAGUCCGAAGAGUCCGAAGCGUCCUCCGACGAGGGUCUCGUGGGCGGCGGCCAGCCUACGCUUGACGUCGUCGCCGAAGAGGACGAAGAUGGCUCCAGCAUCGGUCACAACCACCGCGAAAUGCUCUCGCACAACUCCGUCAAAGGCAAGGGUCCCAGAGCGAACUACCAAGAAUUCGAGGCAAGGCUGCAUCGACGACAGGCCUCCAUGCAGAGUCAAACCGACGCAAGUGAAGAUGCUGCGGCUGCGGCCAUCUCGGGCGUCAGCAUCCACGUCACCGAGCCUUCCGCCGCUGGCCACACCAACGCCGAUGCCGCUGCAGUUCAGCCAGAGUCGCUGCCCCCACAGCUCGCCGUGGACGCUCAGAGGCCGCAGCUCGUCUCUCGUGCAUCCGAGUUCAGCGAAUACCAGUCGGCCACGAGCGGGCGCAGCUCUCCCGUUGCCAAGGAGGCAGCCGACGAAGCCAACAGCGAGGCAUCUCCGGUGGCAUCCAUCGCAAGGCCACGUGUGCGCACAAAGCCAUCGACCGAGAGCAUUUCGGCAGACACGGCUUCCAUCUCUCCUUCCCAGCGCCGCACCAACCGCGCCUCGAAAGCAUCCCGACCAGACACCGCCCAGCGACGUCUCAGCGAAAUCAGUCUCGGCACCUCCUUCGCCGUCAGCGGCAUCCUCGGACGCUCCGGCUCCUCCAUGCGUCAGAACGGCGACGACGACUCGGAUGUGGACGCAGACCUCUCCGACGACGACGCCGAGCUCAGGGCAAAGUCGCUCGCAGAGCAACAGCGUCUACGCAAGAUGAACCUUGGCGAGGACUUCUUCGGUCCCUCCAUCUCGAACAUGCUCGACAGAUUCGACCGCUUUGAUCACUCCGAUACCACUGUCAACAAGCUCGUCCCCGAGAGCGAGCAGCCUGUCGCGGCCCCGGCCUCGGCUUACAAGAGUGCUCCGAUCACCACUUCCUCCGCGCCCGUUGCUCGUUCCUCGGACGCAGUGGAUACCGAGACCGAGAGUGCCGUCAUGGAGGUGCGACAAAAGCGCGCAGAGGCCGCCGCUGCCACUGCUGCCGACGGCAACAAGCGCAACAGCGCCAGCACCGACCUUGCGCCGAGCCUCGCAGCUGUCUGGCUGCUCAACCAGGCCAAUGGCAGCGAGGGCGCAGACCAGCAAGCGGCCGAAGAUGCCGGCGACGUCACCCUUACAGAACCCAAGACAGUCGACGCUAGCGACUUGGCCGAACCCAAGGUGUCGGUGCUGAAUCGCCCAAGGCCCAAGGCGAAGCGACCCACCGAGAUGGGCGGCCUGCUCAUCUCUCAGGGUAGACUUGAGCCCGAGUCGCCGCGACGCCCCGCUGAGGAUACACGCAGCACCUUGCCCGCGUCGCUCUCCCAGAACAGCCUGGCGAGCGCAGCAUCGGCGCCGUCGGCAGGGCACAGCAGCCAAGCAACGCCGAUCAAGGCAGCUCCCGUCGCGCUUGGCAAGGACAAGACUUCGCUCAUCCAGUCUACACCCAAGGCAAAGCCUAGCCGCUCCCUCGCCGAUACCCUCUUUGGCAUCCAGUUCCGUUCGCCCAGCAAGGACAAGAAGGAAAAGAAGGAAAAGAAGGCGAAGAAGGACAAGCACAAGCGCGACGCCUCCGUCGACUCGAUCGGAUCCAGCUCGGUCAAGAGCGAGCGCUCGUCUCUCGCCGAGUCGGCCAAGGAUCGCACCAGUGCCGAUUCGACACGCGUAUCUGCCGCUGCUGUGCCCGCCUCGCCCUCGGCCAAGGCCUUGGGCAAGCAGAAGGCGGACGUCGCUCCAGUACCACAGACAGGCGCGCUGGUGGCCUCCGAGACCGUUGGCCAGUUUGCGACUCCGCCGCAGAGCAUGGCUAACCUGCAGGGCGUCGCAGGUGCCGACGUAUCGCCGGAAAAGUUCCACACUGCCUACGAUCUCAAGGCUCUGGCAGACACGGCGGUGCCCGUCUACCCGACCGAGCUCCAAAACGCAGCCUCAGCACACGUUGCAGCACAGACUCCAGCACAAGUCGUGCCGCAAGCAAGUGCCGCCGACGCGCGCCCUGCUCAUCAGCGCAAUCUGUCCGAGCAGAUGAAGGGCAUGAACGGCUUUGGCUCCUUCUUGCUUCCCCAGCUUGACGCGCCGCAGCCAAGCGCACCUCUCGCGGAGGGGCAACAGGCGGCUCAGCCUCAGGCGACCGCGGACGUGGAUGGCGCUGCGCCCAAGACCAACGGCGCUGUUGCCGAAGCACAGCUGGCAGUCCCUGCCCAGGACAGCCCGGCAGCAGAGACGGUGAGCGCCGCAACGAGUGCUCCGACCUCAUCGGAAGCGAGCGUGGCAAGCACAAGUCUCACCUCGCCCGAUGUCGUGGAUGGCGCUCCAACCCAGAAGCCCGUCGCAACCGAGGUGGGCGAGCGUGCCGUGCCUGCGCCGGCUCUGCCCGUGCAGCAGGUCCAGCCGCACCCCGAGGCGCUCAGCGUGGCCGAAAAGAGGCUGCCCAUGCCGCCGCCGCCGGACAUGGACGAUGUCAUGGCGGUACCGCACGACGACCGCACCCCCACGGGCAAGCCUCAGCAGGUGCCGGGUGUCGGGAUCAACCUCAUCCCGCCCACGCCACCGGCGCUCGAGACGCGCACCUCGUUCACAUCGUCGCGCGUGCCCGGCACACCCACGAUCGAAGAGUCCGAGGACGAGGUGGCACCGCAGCGCCCGCCGCUCAUGUCUCGCUCUUCGAGCCAGCGCACCGCGGUCAGGGCGGACUCGAAGCCCAGCGGAUCCUCCGACAACCUCGUUAGGUCCAAGUCCAUGGCGCCCACCAAGAAGGGCGUCUGGACCGAGUACAAGGGCAAGGGCCUGAGCUUGCCGCCUGGCCUCGUCGCCACGACCAUCGACUCGUCCGUGCUGCGACGCAUGAGCAUGAACGACAAGAAAUCGGCUCAGGCGGCUGCACCUGCCACUGUCCAAGCUCCACUGGCCUCAGCUCCCUCGAGCAAUGCCGAGUACGCCCUUCCUGUGGCGCCAGUCGUUGGUCAAGUGGUGCCUGUGGCGCACGCGGCGAUCGUCGAGUCUCCGCAGCGUCCCGUGCGUGCCACGCCAUCUCCGAGUCCCAAAUCGAAGCGCCGCAGUGGCUCUCCUGGCGCGAUCCCGCACUCGUCGUCGAUGAGCAAGAUCAUGGCCGAAGCGCCGCCCGUGCCGCCCGUUCCUGUCGGCUACCAAGGCAUGACUGGUGCUCCGUCCGUCUCGAGCUCGUCGUCACGGCUGUACGCUCCGAGCGUCGCAUCGUCGGAGCCCGGCUGGGACAGCCGCUCGGUGUCGCCGGCGCCGAGUGCGGUGCCGAGUCAGUCUGGACGAUCGGUGGCGUCGCACGUGUCGAGCAGCAUCCACUCUUCGGUGCGCGGCAGCCCGAGGCCCGAGGCGACGUACGUCAACCACCACGAGCUCUCGCCGUACGCCAAGAAGAUGCGUGCGCUCUCACCGAGCCCCGUCAUGCCGACGCUCGCGCAGACGGGCAACCGCCACUCGCUCAUGUCGGCGAUCAACGAGUGGGAGAGCCAGGUGCCCGAGGGCGAAGCCACCGGCGUUUCGCCCUAUCCAUCGCGCCCGACUUCGCCGCACCCGUAUCCGCCGCUGCCGGCUUCGACCGUGUCGCGCAGCAGCUCGGUGAUCAGUGCGGUCAGCUCGCCGGCGGUGGUGCGCAACGCGCCGCUCGGCGCGGCGACCAACCAGUACCUGCACCCGCCCGUGGCGAGGUCGCGCAUGUCGGUGGACGGAGUCGGAAUGCCCUCGGUCGCCGAGUCGGUGGCCGAGUCGCUCAGCCCGCCGUCGAUCGUGGGGCGCGGAUCGGGCGCAAGCUCGGCGAGCUCGUCGCCGUCGGCAUCGCAGUCGGUGAUCAGUCUGACGAGCACGAUCCCGACGUCGAUGCCGACGGUGCCUACGAGCUACCGACCGAACAAGGAUCCGAAGCGAUUCAGCUCCAACGUGGACGACCUGCUGAACAACCGCACCACGAUGCAGACGGUGGCGGUGACGAGCGGCGCGUUUGCGGGCAAGAGCAAGGUGGCGAGGCGCAAGCGCAGCAGCGUCGACCUGAACGGCGAGCGUCGCAGCUCGAGCGAUGUGCCCGAGCAUCUGCAGGACGAGCUGUCGCUGACAACGCUCUCGAUCACGGCGCACACGCCGCCGCCACGCAAGAUCGGCAGCCACCAGGUGCUGGUGCAGGUGAUCGCGGUGGCCAUCGACGAGACGGACAAGCUGCUGCUGCGCGAAAAGGUGCGCGGCGACAAUGCGUUUGGAUUCGUGCCUGGCCGCAGCUUCUGCGGGCGCAUCGUCGAGUGCGGAUACGAGGUGAAGAAGAUGCGCAAGGGCGAUGUGGUGUUCGGGCUGCAGGAUAGCCGCAAGUCUGGUGCGCUGGCCGAGUUUACCGUGGUGGAUCACAACCGCAUCUGCCAUGCGCCGAGCGACUGUUUGACCACCGAGCAGAUUGCAGCGCUGCCUUCGGCGGGCGUGAUGGCGCAUCAGUUGGUGCACAAUCACUGCAGCCAGCUGCCACGCGGUGCGCGCGUGCUCAUCCUCAACGCGCACGACGGUGUCGGACUGCUGACCAUGCAAGAGUCGGUGGGGCUGGGGCUGGUGAUUGUGGCGCAGUGUCCGCCGAGCGUAUCGGAUGGUGUGGCAGUGUGCCAGGCCAACGGCGCACACGAGGUGGUGAUCGGCGAGCCACUGUGGGCGAUCAACUCGCUGCACGAGUCGUCGUUCGACCUGAUCGUAGACACGGUGGGCGGGCGCAAGAUCUACGAUGCGUCGCGGCGCAUCCUCGCGUGCGACGGACAGUUCUGCACGUGCUUUGGCGACGAACACGGCACCGCCAACCCGAACCUCAAGAGCCACUUCCGCAGCCUGCGCCGCGCGUUCUUCAAGAAGGACAAGAAGAUUAUCGGCUACGAGUGGGUCGGCGUCGAUACGGGCGAGGACUGCAAACAGGCGCUCGAGGCUGUGAAGCGCGCCGCCGAGUCGGGCGACAUCUGCCCCAGACUCCGAAGCGUCCUCCCCUUCGCCGAUGCGCCCAGGGCCUUCGAUCCCACCACCAGGAACGUCAAUGACGAACCGGGCGCCAUCGUCGUGCGUGUCUCGUAG